CGGCGGAGCGCGGGCGACUCUCGGGGCUUGCCUCCGCGCCGACGAUGCGGCCAUGGCUCCCGCUGGGCUCCCUCCCGCCUCUCCUGCUCGUCGCCUCGCUCUCCUUCCCGCUGGGCCACUUUUGCCCGGCCGUCUGUAGCUGCCUGGACUACCACACCGUCGACUGCCGCGACCAGGGGCUGCCCGGCGUGCCCAGCCCGUUCCCGCUGGACGUGCGCAAGGUCCUCAUCGCCGACAACCACAUCCGAGCCAUCCCGGCCGACUUCUUCAUCUUCUACGGCGACCUGGUCUACCUGGACUUCAGCCACAACGCCAUCGUCAGCCUGGAGGAGGGCACCUUCAGCAGCUCCGGCAAGCUGGUCUUCCUCGACCUGAGCCACAACAACCUGACCCGGCUGGCCGCCGGCGCCUUCAAGUCGGCCGCCCGCCUGAUCAAGCUCAGCCUGGGCAACAACCGCCUCCUGGAGGUGGACGAGGCUGCCUUCGAGAGCCUGGAGCAGCUGCAGGUGCUGGAGCUGAACAACAACAGCCUGCAGACCCUGACCGUGGCCACCCUGGAUGCCCUGCCCAACCUGCGCAGCCUCCGCCUGGAGGGCAACCCCUGGCUGUGCGACUGCGACUUCGCCAGCCUCUUCAGCUGGCUCCAGGAGAACCAGUCCAAGCUGCAGAAAGGUCUCAAUGAAAUCCAGUGUUCAGUCCCUAUGGAGGACAGAAAAAUAUUCCUCAGCGAAUUGUCAGAGGGCAGCUUUAGGGAUUGCAAAUUUAACUUGUCCCUCACAGACCUUAUUAUCAUCAUCUUCUCCGGCGUUGCAGUCUCCAUCGCUGCAAUCGUCUCGAGCUUCAUUCUGGCGCUAAUCGUCAACUGUUUCCAUAGAUGUGCCCCAAGUAAAGAUGAUGACGAAGAUGAAGACAGUGAAGAUUGA
Gekko japonicus is the source of this 923-nucleotide messenger RNA. RefSeq names its product leucine rich repeat containing 38 (gene LRRC38). Bases 45 to 923 code for a protein of 292 amino acids. Gene Ontology annotation, cellular component: voltage-gated potassium channel complex. The transcript has 2 exons. Lineage: Eukaryota; Metazoa; Chordata; Lepidosauria; Squamata; Gekkonidae. Gene Ontology annotation, molecular function: voltage-gated potassium channel activity; transmembrane transporter binding; potassium channel activator activity. The record is from RefSeq and is a predicted model, not a curated record.